GCCGAAAGAGAAGUAGCACAAGUUGCCCGUGAGCCGACACCAAAGCCAACGCCGUUAGCGGAAAAGUCCUCGCCUUCUCUCUCUCUCUCUUCCGGAUCAAAUGACUCCCUUCUUUGAUUUGAGCUGAGUCUUCUUCAAACGGGAAACAUUUCCUCAUUAUUCCGAUUCGUAAACUAUGGAGGAGGAGAAAGGUGCCGUUGCGCAGAGCUUAAUCGAUGUAGUGACCGAGAUUGCGUCUGUUUCCGAUUACCGUAUAACGGUGAAGAAGCUAUGCAGCAAUCUAGCGAGGAGGUUGAAGCUGCUUGUCCCGAUGUUCGAGGAGAUUAGAGAAAGCAACGAUCCCAUCAGUGAAGAUACGUUGGGGACGCUGGUCUCCUUGAAAGAAGCCUUGAGCUCAGCCAAGGAUCAUCUCAAAUUCUGCAGCGGAGGGAGCAAGAUCUAUCUGGUCAUGGAGAGAGAACAAGUGACGAGUAAGCUGCUGGAGGUUUCCGUUCAGCUAGAACAAUCUUUAAGUAAGAUUCCUUAUGAGGAUCUUGACAUAUCUGAUGAAGUUAAAGAACAGGUUGAGCUGGUUCUCAGUCAGUUUCGGCGAGCCAAAGGAAGAGUAGAUGCAUCAGACGAUGAGCUAUAUCAAGAUCUUCACUCAUUGUGUAUCAAAAGCAGUGAUGUGGAUGAUCACCAGCCUGCCCUGCAGCGGGUUGCAAACAAGCUACAGCUGAUGGAGAUUCCUGACCUAGCUCAAGAAUCAGUUGCUCUGCACGAAAUGGUUGCGUUGAGCGGUGGUGAAAACAAUGAAGAGAUGGCAAUGGUGCUGAAGCUGAUUAAGGAUUUUGUGCAGAUGGAGACUGACAACAGCGAGGACCAGAAAGUAGGGGUUAGCAAUGGACAAACUUCCACGGCUGCGUGUCAGAAGAUACCCCCCGUGAUUCCCGAUGAUUUUCGCUGCCCAAUAUCUCUGGAAAUGAUGAGAGAUCCAGUUAUUGUUUCAACAGGGCAGACCUACGAACGCACCUGCAUUGAGAAGUGGAUAGAAGCUGGGCACUCGACAUGUCCUAAAACACAGCAGGCGCUAACAAGCACAACGCUCACACCUAACUAUGUUCUCCGUAGUCUCAUAGCUCAGUGGUGCGAGGCUAAUGACAUUGAGCCUCCAAAACCUCCUAGCAGUUUUAGGCCCAGGAAAGUAUCGUCCUUCUCGUCCCCGGCAGAGGCAAACAAGAUCGAAGAUCUUAUGUGGAGACUCGCUUACGGAAACCCAGAGGACCAAAGAUCUGCAGCUGGCGAGAUCCGCCUCCUUGCAAAACGAAAUGCAGACAACCGUGUGGCCAUAGCCGAAGCUGGAGCCAUACCUCUUCUCGUCGGCCUCCUCGCAACUCCUGAUUCUCGUAUCCAAGAACAUUCUGUCACAGCUCUUCUGAACCUCUCCAUAUGUGAGAACAACAAAGGAGCCAUUGUUUCUGCUGGAGCUAUCCCUGGUAUAGUUCAAGUUCUCAAGAAAGGAAGCAUGGAGGCUAGAGAGAAUGCGGCUGCUACGCUUUUUAGUCUCUCGGUGAUUGACGAAAACAAAGUCACUAUCGGUGCCUUGGGAGCAAUCCCACCGCUCGUUGUGCUGCUUAACGAAGGCACACAUAGAGGCAAGAAAGACGCUGCUACUGCACUUUUCAACCUCUGCAUUUACCAAGGAAACAAAGGAAAGGCCAUACGAGCAGGAGUGAUUCCCACCUUGACUAGACUCUUAACAGAGCCCGGAAGCGGAAUGGUCGAUGAGGCGCUGGCGAUUCUGGCCAUUCUCGCUAGCCAUCCCGAAGGGAAAUCGAUCAUAGGAUCACUGGACGCAGUCCCGAGCCUGGUGGAGUUUAUCAGAACGGGUUCCCCUAGAAACAGAGAGAACGCAGCUGCGGUUCUAGUUCAUCUCAGCUCUACUGAUCCACAACAUCUGGUGGAAGCUCAGAAACUCGGCCUUAUGGGUCCAUUGAUAGAUUUAGCCGGAAACGGGACAGAUAGAGGGAAAAGAAAAGCAGCCCAGUUGCUUGAACGUAUAAGCCGUCUAGCUGAACAGCAGAAGGAGACAGCUGCUCAUGUACAAACCAAAGAAGAAGCUGAACCAACAGAUUCAGCAUCCACCACAGAAGCUGCUGACACUUGAAAAAAACUAUGGUCAUUUCUCCUACUUACGUCUGUUAUUAUUCCCACUUUCUUUUUUAUUCUCCUUCGAGGUAGGCGUCACUGUGGACGGCAGAAGCAGUCCGGUGAUACCUCUGCAAGGACGCAGCAAUCCGGACCUGAGGAGAGAAAAGCAAAUAUGCAUACAUAGACGUCAACUUGUAUCAUUGUAAACUUAAAUGUUUGUAAUCAACUCCACGGGCUUUUUUUUUUUGUUUUGGUUUAAAUACAAGAUCUCUGUUCACUUUCCAAAUUGCAUUACUAAGAGAUGCUUAUUGA
Brassica oleracea var. oleracea is the source of this 2442-nucleotide messenger RNA. RefSeq names its product U-box domain-containing protein 13. NCBI's taxonomy places the organism in Eukaryota, Viridiplantae, Streptophyta, Magnoliopsida, Brassicales, Brassicaceae. The transcript has 4 exons. Gene Ontology annotation, cellular component: cytoplasm; nucleus. Gene Ontology annotation, molecular function: protein binding; ubiquitin-protein transferase activity. Bases 176 to 2146 code for a protein of 656 amino acids. The record is from RefSeq and is a predicted model, not a curated record. Gene Ontology annotation, biological process: cell surface receptor signaling pathway; protein ubiquitination.